AUGGCAGCCCUCCAAACCCAGCUGCCGGUACGAGCAUCUGCUGUCCUCUUGACUCUUGCGAAAACCGGCGACAUUGUUCAGCUUCUAGCCUUAGCGACGGUUAUUCUGGCGUUCUCGGCGUUGGUUAGCUUGGCUUUCUACUCAACAUCGUAUGGACUUUUAGACAACAGCACUUACUGUGCCCUUGUUUUGAACGAUGCAAUCAAGCCUAAGAGAUCUUGUUGCGAGUGCCCAGGUAGCCGGAAACGAUUCGUCUUUUUGUCUUUGGUCGCCUCACAGCUACAAGCCAUUGGUGGCUCUUGA
Molecule: messenger RNA, 303 nt
Organism: Laccaria bicolor S238N-H82
Lineage: Eukaryota; Fungi; Basidiomycota; Agaricomycetes; Agaricales; Hydnangiaceae
Exons: 4
Coding region: 1-303 (100 amino acids)
Source: RefSeq, a predicted model, not a curated record